Messenger RNA from Peronospora belbahrii, 1515 nucleotides. NCBI's taxonomy places the organism in Eukaryota, Oomycota, Peronosporomycetes, Peronosporales, Peronosporaceae. The record is from the annotation of a GenBank genome assembly.
AUGCUGGACAAGCAGAUCGAAUUUCAUGACGUGGUCGUUAUCGGUGCUGGUGUUGCCGGUCUGCGGUGUGCUAGUCAAUUGGUGCAUGUGAAGGAUAUCAAGGACGUGCUGAUCGUGGAAGCGUCAGACCGUAUCGGUGGUCGAGUAAUGAAUACCAUGAGUUUCAUUCCGGGAAUGAGCGUUGAGCUCGGCGCCGAGUUCAUGCAUGGUGCCAACACGACGCUCACGCACCUUGCUGAGGAGCUUAAUAUUGGUUUACGAGAGAUCUUUACUUGGGCUCAGGGCGACGGUGGUCCAACCAAACCCACUCUAGAUGGAGGUGUCGGGUACUAUUACAUUGGUGAUCAGAAGCGCAUGCUGAAGUAUAACGACGAGGACGAGGAGUUUUUCAAGUUUAACUUGUCUGUAGCCAACUUGAGUAAUCUUGACCAGAUUCCGCCUGAGAAGUCCAUGAGGGACUACUUCAAUGAGGUUGGUUUGUCUCCGUCAAUGAUGAAGCUGUGUGAGGCUGGAUAUGCCAACACAGCCGGGGGCCCGCUGGAGGAUAUUUCACUGCGCACAACAUGUCGGUACGAAAAGCAGUGGGUUGAUCUUGAAGAUGAGGGCGACUACCGCGUUGUACCGAGCUUGAUGCGCUUUGUCGAAUACUUUGCUAAGGGCGUGACAACCCGACUCAAGUGGCCCGUAGCUAGCGUAGAUUACUCCCAGAGUGAUCGCAUUCUGCUGACCAGUAUAUCGGGUAAGCAGCUGUCAUGCUGCACGCUAGUUGUGACUGUGUCUACUGCUGUAUUUUCGAAAAUCGUCUACACACCAGCACUGCCUGAGGAAAAGGUGAACGCCGUGAAUUCUUUCGACAUGCGUCGUGCUGGAAAAGUACUUCUUCACAUGUCUGGUCGUUUCUGGCCCGAGGACGCGCAUGGUGUCGUGUGCUCGGAGUGCUUCUUGCCGGAGUUCUGGUUUAAUAGCACGCAGGGUAUAGGCCAUUUAAAACAUAAUGGUGACAAGCUGUGUGCUGAGCUGAAAGCGGUCAAGCUUGACGACAGCGAGACGCAAUACCUAAUCACGGGUUUUGCCGGCACCUUGUACGCGGAAAGCUUCGUGGACGUGCCGCACGAGAAGAUCAUUGAGGGCUUUCUCGACCAGCUCGACAUGAUCUAUGGCACCCCAGACGAGCCGUCCCCCGCGCACAAGUUCUUUGUCAAGGGGAUGUAUAAAGACUUUGGAGAUGAGCCGUGGAUCGGUGGUGGGUAUGCUUUCCCACGCGUUGGUCAGUUAGAUUUAGCUUCCGAGGACUUAGCGGCUGCUGUAGAUAACCGUAUCUUCUUUGCUGGGGAAGCCACAGCUUUUGAACAGCCCGGAAUGUCGGUGCACGCUGCAGUGGAUACUGGAACUCGUGCGUCCGCUCAGGUUGCGAGUGCGUUGCAAGACUAUAAGCAGAAAGCAGGAAAACAAAAGUGUGUUGAUUGGAAUGGAAGGCAAUCGAUGAAAAUUAAUGAUGUUGUUUACCACCAAUGA